This is a messenger RNA of Geodia barretti, 1296 nucleotides long. The record is from the annotation of a GenBank genome assembly. NCBI's taxonomy places the organism in Eukaryota, Metazoa, Porifera, Demospongiae, Tetractinellida, Geodiidae.
AUGGGAAAACGAAAAUCCAUCAGAAAGCCCCUAUUAGAGACAGAUGAUAAUGAACAGGGUCUAACCUUUUGUGAAGAAGACGAAACGACGGAGAGAGAGUUGGUCACGAGUGAACAACAAACGGGACUGGAAGAAGCUUCCAGAGACCCCAACUCCCGACCCUCAGCCUCAAUACAGCUGCAGAGUCAGUGGUCCUGGUCUGGAAACAGCCACUGCCAACUGUGCCACCCAUGUUCUGGUGGAACUGAGGGACAUGGUGACAGGCCAGCCGUGCACCCACUCACAGACAGUCUCUGCCGAGCUCUUCUCACAGCUGGGCAACGAGGAGAAACACCACUCCCUGUUCUGGAGGAGACACAAGCCCCGAGUGGUCGUGGAGCAGAAGACAACUGCUACCUACUGUAUAUCUUUCACUGCAGUCUCCCGAGGACACCACAAGCUGCACAUAGCCAUCGCGGAGUUGAAGUCGGAGGGAGCCCGUGUGAUAUAACUGUGUAUCCCGACCCACAUCAGCUGAAAAAGCCAAUUGGUGAGAUUCCAAACCGGGCCAAUGUAUGGGGUACUGCAGUCAACAGUAGAGGACAGAUCAUAGCCAGUGACUUCACUAGAAACGAGGUGGUGACCAUGGACAAAGAGGGGGAGGUGAUAUCCAGCUUCGAUUGUAGGGGCCCGACAGGCAUCACUGUUGACAGUGAAGACAAUGUAUACGUGUCGUGUGUGGACCGCAUCGAAAAGUUUACCAGCGACGGCGCACACAUCAAAACAGUCGGAAAGAGUGGUCACAAGGAAGGAGAGUUUAUUUCCGCAGAAGGUCUUGCUUACCACAAGGGUCACAUCUACGUCUGUGACACACUCAACAAUCGCAUACAAGUCCUCGAUACGGACCUCAACUUCGUCAAGAUAAUAGGAUGUGAGGGAUCUGCCAACAUAGAGUUCAGCCACCCGUGGGACAUUGAGUUUGACUCGGCCGGCAGAGCCUACAUUGCAGACAAGAACAACGACCGGGUCCAGGUGAUUGACGUCAAACGAGGGGGGUUCCUCAAGGUGAUUGGGCACAGUGGGAAGCUGAGUCGACCCACCGGUGUCACUGUGGUUGGGGAAUUUGUGUACGUGUCAGAUGACCAGCACAGCAGGGUGGCUGUGUUCAGAGCCGUGACUGGAGAAUUUGUAACCUCGUUUGGCGGUCACUCUGAUGGAAAAGGGAAGAAGUACAAAGGGCCGUUCAGAAUUUGCAGUGGCAAAGGCCAACACUGUUUCAUCUACGUAUUUGAUACUGUGUCUUCCCACAUCUUUUAA